GAAGGAACGCGGUUUCAUGGACAACUUAACAGGCUAAACUUUACUCCACCGGUUUAACGCUGCAGCCGUCAGGUUUUUCUCAAUUUAAAAAGCCCUCGUAUAAGUGGAGUAAUGCCUCUCCUGAAGAAACCGCGGAAAACUGAGCCGCUUGUAAAAGUAGUGGAGAAAAAAGCUCAGAAGAAUGGUCUUCACCAUACCGUCUACAGCCCGAACGGAGACCGAUACACCGGAGAGUGGCGCGAGAACAUGAGACACGGGGAGGGAACACAAGUGUGGAAGAGAGCCGGAGCUGUGUAUGAAGGUGAAUGGAGACAGAAUGUGCGUGAUGGAUACGGGAUGCUCAGCAAACUGCAGCCAUCAACUAAUGAAUAUGUAAAAGUUUAUUCAGGCACAUGGAGAAAUGAUAAGAAAGGGGGGUUUGGGACACGUUUCUACAGCUCGUCAGUGCGAUAUGAAGGGGAGUGGGUGGAGAAUGAGAGAAGCGGAUGGGGGAGGAUGACUUAUGAGAAUGGAGAUGUGUAUGAAGGAGAGUGGCUGAAGGAUAAACCCCACGGUCAGGGCGUGCUGUGGCUCGUGAAUGAGAACAGGUAUGAGGGCAGCUGGAAGGACGGGAAGAAACAUGGACACGGACGCUUCUUCUACACCGACAGGGGUCAGCUGUACGAGGGCUUCUGGGUAGACGAUGUGCCAAGGUGCGGGACAGUGUGUGAUUAUGACAGGAAGAAUGCACACACACCGCCGAUGCACCCCAUCCCACCGGUGAUGCUGCAGGAUGUUCAGUCAGUACUGAUAGAGGGAUGCAGCCGUUUCUGUGCCAGCAGAGAAGAUUGAAAAAUCAGCUGGUGAAUCCUGCUGUCUGUCUGUGUAAAUUCCACAAUGUGUGCAGCCAUGAGAACCGGACCAUGCUCCUUUACACAUUCAUAUAUUUGUGCGAGAGUUACUACACUAAUAAUGGACCAAUAGUGUGCAUUAAAACGUAGCUUCUGUAAAAUUAGCAAAUGUCACAUUGGCAAAUUUAAUACCCAACAUGCUAGAUUUACAGUAGCUACAUUUUCAUGGACACAAAUGGUCCGUUAUUAAGGUAGUGACUAAAUUUAGCAAAAAGUUACAUUGGCAGUUUUAAUACAUAACAGGAUCAGCAGCCAUAUUUUGUAAGUCAAUACAAAAAAGGUAGUGUAAUUUUGCCUCACACAAGAACAGGAAAUCACAGACAUGCUUUUUCUUUACAGCUCCAAGAAUAUAAAAUGAGUAUAUGCUAUAUAUAUAUAUACACAUACAUACAUGU
Pangasianodon hypophthalmus (striped catfish) is the source of this 1285-nucleotide messenger RNA. It is a transcript of the gene morn3, whose product is annotated as MORN repeat containing 3. The transcript has 5 exons. The coding region runs from base 112 to 831 and encodes 239 amino acids. The record is from RefSeq and is a predicted model, not a curated record. Lineage: Eukaryota; Metazoa; Chordata; Actinopteri; Siluriformes; Pangasiidae.